UUACCUGACCCGACUGUUUUCACAACAGAAGAGACUUGGCCGUCGGUGGAGACCUAGCUCUUCCCAGCGGAGCGACUUCUGUCCGUCUGUUUGUUGUUUAUACAGCUCUUUAGUUCGUCUUUCCCCCGCUCGAAGUUGCUGUGUCGGCCCGUGUUUCAGGAUGGUGAAGGUGUCGUUUAAUGCGGCUCUGGCCCAGAAGGAUGUGAAGAAAGACGCGGAAACUCUGAUCCCCGCCGACGAAAGGGAUGCCGAAGGGGCUCUGCUGGUGCGUCGCCAGUCUCGAACCUGGUGCUGGUGCAUGUGUCUCGGUCUGGCUCUCAUGCUGUCUGGAGUGGUGGUCGCAGGAGCCUACCUGUACCGCUACUACGUCCUGGAGGUGAGCAGUAGUGAGCUGGAGGAUGACGAGGUGUUUUUCUGUGGGGUGAACUACCGUGAGGAGGACUAUAUGAUUCGGGAGGACGACGAGGCCCCUGAAGGAUUCCACCUGCGGCAGCUGCAGGAGAGGAUCCGGGUGCUGGAGGAGGAUGAGGUGGAGAUGAUCAGCGUGCCUGUUCCUAACUUUGAGGACGGAGACCCAGCUGACAUCGUCCAUGACUUCCAGAGGAGAUUGACUGCUUACCUGGAUCUGAAUCUGGACACAUGCUACGUCAUCCCACUCAACACCUCCAUCGUAAUGCCUCCCAGAGACUUUUUGGAGCUGUUGAUCAACGUCAAGGCCGGCACUUACCUGCCCCAGUCUUACCUGAUCCACGAGGAGAUGGUGGUGACUGAGCGUCUGGAACGUGUCGACCAGCUCGGCUACUUCAUCUACAACCUGUGCCGUGGCAAAGACACCUUCAAGCUGCAGCGCAGAGACAGAAUUCUGGGUAUGCAAAAGCGUGAAGCUAUGAACUGCCGCAAGAUUCGCCACUUCGAGAGCAAGUUUGUGGUGGAAACCCUGAUCUGUGAGCCUUAAGACGCCUCAUCAUUGCACCACAGCUCUUAAAGUCACUGGCGUGCAGUGACAUUUCUUGUGUUUUCAGCUGUCAGUUUUCUGUUCUUUACUUCAGGUCGUUAGAGUGAGUGAGGGGAAUGAAAUGUGAAGCUGUUUGGUUACAAAUUCAUUGAUUGUUUAAAAGAAACAAAAAAAGAGGUAAAGCUUUUAUAUUUCCACUUUCUGCACAGGGGUCAUCUGGGAAAUCUUUCUACAAAUAACUAGCUUAAAGCCAGCUACGUAUCUAGUUAUAAAUUAUUUUAAUCAAAGCAACUCCAGAAUAACAGUAUCUACAUUUAUUUUGAUAGACAUAGGAAAAUUUACUGUUUGCCUUUCAUUCAGUUAACAUAAGACUUCAUGAGAGAGCAACUUUUGUACCACUGAUCCUGGUUUUUGAACCUCGUCAGUCCUGGGAUACUUGUUUUUUGUAUUUUAUCUGCUGUAGCUAUUAAUACACUCCACCAGUUUUUUUUUUUCUUAACUGGAAAAUGAUCUUAAAGUAAGCGUGUGAAGUAAUGCUUCUCUCAGCUUUAGAGAGUGUGAAAUUGGAAAAAGAAAAUGGUAAAUCCACAGAAGUAAGGGCUCACAGGAAACACACUUAUGUUAACAUCUUUUUCACAGGUUCUUCUUUUUUGAAUGUGUAAUUGUUUUGCAAUAACUCUUUGUUUUACCGAUUUGUGUAUAUAAUCUCUUUAAAGAUAUGAACAGACCAACACAAUAAACAAAACAGAAAAACCAA
Molecule: messenger RNA, 1712 nt
Organism: Cololabis saira (Pacific saury)
Lineage: Eukaryota; Metazoa; Chordata; Actinopteri; Beloniformes; Belonidae
Product: integral membrane protein 2B-like
Exons: 7
Coding region: 161-955 (264 amino acids)
Biological process (GO): negative regulation of amyloid precursor protein biosynthetic process
Cellular component (GO): extracellular exosome; plasma membrane; Golgi apparatus
Molecular function (GO): amyloid-beta binding
Source: RefSeq, a predicted model, not a curated record